CUACAAACCCACUUUUCCUCCAUACACUCUUUUUCCCUGGAAAAUUUUUCCUUUCAAUUUUCUUCUUUUUUUCCCACUCCUUUCCCACUUGCAAAUCACAUUAAAAUAACAAAACCCUUUUCUUAACUCUUGGUUUCUUUCCCUUUUCCUUAUCAAAGAUCCCUUUUUUUAACUGCUCACUGCAUUUGGGUUGUGAGUUGUUUUGGCGUACAAUGUUGAAGAAGUUUUCUUGUUCCUGUUGGUUCCUUCUUUCUCAACUUUUGCUAGCAGCUCUAGUUUGCUCCAAGGACCAUGGGAACCCUGCAAAUGACAUUGUCAACCUAAUCAACGAUAACCGAACAUCUCAUAAGCUUUCCAUACUAAAUGAUAGUCCUGGACUCGGUUGUAUGGCAUUGCAAUACGUUGAAUUAUGCAAGACCAACUGCACAGCAAACAACACCAUAGACUGCAAACCAUCAGAGGAUGACUUUACUGAAAUCUUUGCUCCAAACUGCGGUGUUGAACUACCAACUUUUGGCACCAUCACUGGCCGCAUAGUUGGUUGCCAAUCAAAGUAUCUCGAGCCACCACUAGCCUUUUCGCACAUUCUAGCUAAAGACAAGAAGGAGUUAUCUGUUCUUCAAAACAAAUCUCAUUCGGAGGUGGGAGUAGGCAUGGUUGGAGUCCAUAAAGGGCCUUUCUUCUGGUGUGUUCUGUUCAGCAGCGGGCGAACAAACACCACAUUUGUUCUUGAAAAUCGUGGUUUGGGAAUUAAGCAGAAGAAAGGGUGUUACAGUGGAAGCAGCCUCCCGUGCAGUUCAAGCCACAACUUGGCUCCUUAUCCAAGUAAUGUUAUGAUCGUGAGCUUGUUUGUUUAUCUACUACAACAGUUAUACUCCAAUGUAUUCUUAGCAAAGUAAAAAACCAAACUCACAAGACAAUGCCCAAAAAUUUUGUCACAUGUUCCCUUAUAAAUUUUCUAUUUGUUGAGUAACAAAAUUUGAGUUUAUUUGUAAUGACAUUUAAAAUCUUGUAAGUUUGGAAAAUGGUCAACAAGACGACAAUUAUAUCAACCUUAGAGUUUAACCAA
This is a messenger RNA of Humulus lupulus (European hop), 1069 nucleotides long. RefSeq lists its product as uncharacterized. NCBI's taxonomy places the organism in Eukaryota, Viridiplantae, Streptophyta, Magnoliopsida, Rosales, Cannabaceae. The record is from RefSeq and is a predicted model, not a curated record. The transcript is spliced from 2 exons. Bases 213 to 899 code for a protein of 228 amino acids.